CUUUCUGCUCUUCCUUUGCAGGAGACAUGUUUGCUAGGAGCCCUGUCCUCAACCAGUCCGGCCCCACUGAGUUCGUGUUCCGCGUGUUCACCACGGUCCCUGAAUUCCAGGCCCUCCUCUUCCUCCUCUUCUUCCUCCUCUACUUGAUGAUCCUCUGUGGCAACACAGCCAUCAUCUGGGUGGUGUGCACACACAGCUCGCUCCGCACCGCGAUGUACUUCUUCCUGUGCAACCUGUCUUCCCUGGAAAUCUGCUACACCUCGGUAGUGGUGCCUUUGAUGCUUUCUAACAUUUUGGGAGCCCGGAAGCCCAUUCCACUGGCUGGCUGUGGGGCCCAAAUGUUCUUUUUUCUCACCCUUGGCGGCGCUGACUGUUUUCUCUUGGCAAUCAUGGCAUACGACCGCUAUGUGGCCAUCUGCCACCCACUGCACUACACCCUCAUCAUGACCCAGAAGCUGUGCGUCCAGAUGGUGGUGUGCGCCGUGGAGCUGGAGCUGCUCCUCUCCCUGCAGCUCACAGCCUUAAUCUUCACCCUGCCCCUCUGCGGGCACCGCCGGGAAAUCAACCACUUCCUCUGCGACGUGCCCCCGGUCCUGCGGCUGGCCUGCGCGGACAUCCGCGUGCACCAGGCCGUCCUCUACGUGGUGAGCAUCCUCGUGCUGACCAUCCCCUUCCUGCUUAUCUGUGUCUCCUAUGUGUUCAUCGCCUCGGCCAUCCUGCGCAUCCGCUCGGCCGCCGGCCGCCGCCGGGCCUUCUCCACCUGCUCGUCGCACCUCACCGUGGUCCUGCUGCAGUAUGGCUUCUGUGCCUUGUAUGGCUGUUGCAGCCUGGUCUACCUGCGUCCCCGCUCCAGCACCUCAGAGGACGAGGACCGCCAAAUCGCCCUGGUCUACACCUUCGUCACCCCCCUCCUCAACCCGCUGAUUUACACCCUUAGGAACCAGGAUGUCAAAGGUGCCCUGAGGAAUGCGGUCCUCGGUAAAGCAGCCUCUGACGCCAAUUGA
Messenger RNA from Leptonychotes weddellii (Weddell seal), 1004 nucleotides. NCBI's taxonomy places the organism in Eukaryota, Metazoa, Chordata, Mammalia, Carnivora, Phocidae. The record is from RefSeq and is a predicted model, not a curated record.